AUGGCGGCCGCCGCCGCGUCCGCGUCCUCGUCCUUCUCCCCGUCCGCGGGGGAGCCGGGGUCGCCGGCGGCGGGGGAGCCGGGCCCUCAGCGGGCGCUGCCGCCCCCUCCGCCCCCGCCGCCGCCGCCCCCGCCGCCCCCGCCGCCCCCCGGCUCCUGUCCGGGUCCGGGUCCGGGCCUGCAGCGGGAGCCGCAGUACAACUGGCAGGCCACCAAGGCCUCGCUCAAGGAGCGCUUCGCCUUCCUCUUCAACACGGAGCUGCUCAGCGACGUGCGCUUCGUGCUGGGCAAGGCCCGCGCGCCGCCGGGGCCUCCGGGGCCUCCGGGAACGGGAGGCGGGCCGCAGCCCCCGCCGCAGCCCCCGCCCCAGCCCCAGCGCAUCCCCGCACACCGCUUCGUCCUGGCCGCCGGCAGCGCCGUCUUCGACGCCAUGUUCAACGGGGGCAUGGCCACCACCUCCGCAGAGAUCGAGCUGCCCGACGUGGAGCCCGCCGCCUUCCUGGCCCUGCUCAGAUUUCUGUAUUCAGAUGAAGUGCAGAUUGGUCCAGAAACUGUAAUGACCACGCUCUAUACGGCCAAGAAGUAUGCUGUUCCUGCCCUGGAAGCUCAUUGUGUGGACUUUCUCACAAAACAUCUUAGAGCAGAUAAUGCCUUUAUGCUCCUAACUCAGGCUCGAUUAUUUGAUGAACCUCAGCUUGCUAGUCUUUGUCUAGACACUAUAGACAAAAGUACAAUGGAUGCAAUAAGUGCAGAAGGUUUUACUGAUAUUGACAUAGACACACUGUGCGCAGUGCUGGAGAGAGACACGCUGAGCAUCCGAGAGAGUCGACUCUUUGGGGCGGUGGUCCGCUGGGCCGAAGCGGAAUGUCAGCGACAACAGUUCCCCGUGACGUACGCCAACAAGCAGAGGGUGCUGGGAAAAGCCCUCCCCUUAAUCCGCUUCCCCCUGAUGACCAUAGAAGAGUUCGCAGCAGGCCCUGCCCAGUCUGGAAUCCUGUCAGAUCGAGAGGUGGUCAACCUCUUCCUCCAUUUCACGGUCAACCCCAAGCCCCGAGUAGAAUACAUCGACCGGCCCCGCUGCUGCCUCCGAGGCAAAGAGUGUAGCAUCAACCGAUUCCAACAAGUGGAGAGCCGCUGGGGGUACAGCGGGACAAGCGACCGCAUCAGGUUCACAGUUAACAGAAGAAUCUCUGUCGUGGGGUUUGGUUUAUACGGCUCUAUUCACGGGCCCACGGAUUAUCAAGUGAAUAUCCAGAUCAUCGAAUACGAGAAAAACCAGACCCUGGGGCAGAACGACACCGGCUUCAGUUGCGACGGAACGUCCAGCACCUUCAGGGUUAUGUUCAAAGAGCCCAUCGAGAUCUUGCCCAACGUGUGCUAUACAGCCUGCGCCACCCUCAAGGGUCCGGAUUCCCACUACGGCACCAAAGGGUUGAAGAAAGUUAUACAUGUAGCAGCAACUGCAAGCAAAACGACCUUCUUGUUUUUUAGUUCGCCCGGCAACAACAAUGGGACAUCGAUAGAAGAUGGACAGAUACCAGAAAUAAUAUUUUAUACGUAAUUGGGCACGACAGCUCAUCUCCGCUUAUAGCGGCAAGCAUCUUAAUGGCACAAAGAACUAGCCACUAAUGAUAGUUUCGAGUGUUUGAAAUGCUCCUAAUUUUAACAUGCAGUAAGAAACAUUUUAGUUUCUUGCGAGAGAUUUAGAAAAAGCCUAUUUUUGCUCUGCAUGGGCAUCAGCUGGGUAGAAAAAUCUUCAGCAAAAUUUUCAUUUCCUUAGAAGCCUGGAAGAAGACAUCAGGGCAGCUAGCAGUUGUUUGAAAGUACUGGUUUUUCACCUGUUUAAUUUCAUUAGUCAGUUUGGUUGGCUCAUGGCCUUUUGGUGGUUUUUGGAAUUGACAGAUCCUUGCUUUCUAAGGACGGUUUUCUUUUUUUGUUCGGUGGUUUUUGUUUUUUGUGUUUCCCACCGUUACGAGGAAUAUGUUGAAGAAUGCUGGUCCAUGAUGGCUUAGCAAGACCCUCUUCCAAAACAUCUUGGUAACGCCGGUUACCUCUGUUUUGGAGAAGUGUGAGAACUGGACGGUUGCCUUUUUUUUUUUUAAGGUUCGUGGGGAAAUCCCAUGAAGUGUCAAACCGGCAUUAAGCUGCCCGGGUGAGAAAUCCGGGCCAUCUGUUUUUAAGAAAUGACCCGUUUGUAGAAGGUCAAGUCAGCUAGUCACCUAGCAGAGCCUUCCACAUUGUAAAUAAGCUGCAGUCACGUACGUCGCAACUUGCGACGACGUACAACGUAAAAACCGAACGGUCUACGUCAAGACCCUGAACGGCGUUAUUCGCGGUGUCAGACGCGAGCGGUUACAAGGCAUUAAGAGGAAGAUGUUUCUGGCCCUUGGCGGUCUCCCGCAAUAGCAGGAGGUUAGCGCGGGACUCACAGAAGCCAUCAGCAUCGCCUUGUCGGGGCUUCGUAGCUGUCCCGUUGCUAAUUUCCUAAAUGCCGAGAGAUCCGCAGCCAACAAGGCGGAAAUGGAUUUAGCCUAUUUUCACCCAUUCUCCCAAUCUUUUCAUAUCCAAAAGGGUUCUUAGAAUUCUUGGGGCUUAUCCUUUUGCCCCCCUCAAAGAGCAGAGUGGAAGGAUGUAGGGUGGAGUAGCGUUCACAGCCUCUUAGAAGAAAGUAAAUGAAGAUAGAAAUCCCAAUCCCCCACCCCCCCUCCCCCGCCCCAAAAAGCUGUUAUCUUGCGUGAAAUUCUGCAGGAGCGAUAAAUAUCCAUCUCAGUGACCAAGAGGGUUUUAGAAAGUGACUGAGAGCGAUUCAGGUAGUCAAAAGGCUGAGUGACUUUUCUUCUGAAAUCUUUCUUCAGCUUAUAUGCCUGUUUUUAGGGGGGGAAGGAAUGUUAAAGGAGCUGACAGAAAAGACUGCUGCCCCGAGCCUCAGCAACUCCAAGCAGGAAUCUAAAGUCACAGAAAGGAGAUGGAAUUACACCUACAUCUCACUCCUCCUGCAGCAAUAAGCGACACGCCUGCUGUCUUGGGCCAAUGGGUAGUUUUUGUUCGGUGUUCCCUUCUGCUUCCCCAUCGGAAAGUGGGCGGAAUGUUCUCUCUCUGUCUCCUAGAAAACUUUCCCUCCUCCUCCUUCCCCCACUUCCCAGCAAGUUCACCGCAGGGAGGGCGGCUAUGUCCGGACGUUAAAUCUUCCGUCGACUCUUCCCGCUGAUGGCAACAUAGUUUUAUCUAGCAGUCAGAAUUCGGUCUCCGCUCCGCCACCGAUCAAAAGGGGGUCCCGUUGUCUUUAAAAUCUCAUCCAUGUGGCUACUGCCAGGCAUCUGGGGGGGGUGGGGGGGGACGACACUAGGUGGUACAGAAGGGCCCCUUGGAGAAUCCAGAAAAAUGGUUAACGGAGUUCAACCAGCAUCUCCUAUUAGUACAUCACUCUUGUGAAGCAACAUCUGUAAAUAAAUUCAUUGUACAAAACAGA
Molecule: messenger RNA, 3468 nt
Organism: Ornithorhynchus anatinus (platypus)
Lineage: Eukaryota; Metazoa; Chordata; Mammalia; Monotremata; Ornithorhynchidae
Gene: BTBD1
Product: BTB domain containing 1
Exons: 8
Coding region: 1-1560 (519 amino acids)
Biological process (GO): neurogenesis
Cellular component (GO): cytosol; P-body
Molecular function (GO): protein binding
Source: RefSeq, a predicted model, not a curated record